UGGCUUGACUGUUUGUUUACUGUGAUUGCACUUCCCGUACACGUCAAAAUCGGUGUGUUGGAAAAAAGUGCACUUUAUUAAUUUAUUUGUACAUCCAUUCACUGUGAAGAAAAUGGAUAUGAAAUCUGAACUAGAUUUAAGUGGUAAAGUUAUAAUUAAAGUUCAAUUGGGUGACGAUAUUCGGAGAAUUCCUAUUCAUAAUGAUGCCAUAACUUAUGAUGAGUUGGUGUUAAUGAUGCAAAGAAUAUUUAAUGGAAAACUGAGUUCAUCGGAUGACAUUUCUAUCAAAUAUAAAGAUGAAGAUGGUGAUCUUAUAACCAUUAAUGACAGUUCUGAUUUAUCUUUCGCCAUACAAUGCAGCAGAGUUUUAAAAUUAAUUAUCUUAAAGCAAUCUGCAGUUAAUCCUGAAAUAACUUCCACAGAAGCAAAACUAAACAGCACCUUAGAGUACUCAGAAUUGAAUGAAAUAAGAGUACAAUUACGAACUAUUCGAGAUCACGUUAAUAAACUUUUGGAUUCAUUGGACGUGCCAUUUACAGCUCAAACUAAUGAAAAAGGUAGUUCAGAUCCAAACUCAAAUGAUGUUGUUUUGCCAAACAAGGACUGUGGCAAUAAAGUGAAUUCUAAGGAAUUUGAUCCACUACAAGACAAGGAUGUGCCCAAGGAUACUGCAGUGCAGAGUAAUCACGAAUCUGAUAGUCGUCCACGAUCUGUUCCGGUUCCAUCUACUCCACCAACGAUACCUGGCCCUCCUGGGAACGCUCCGACAUCUAUGCCCGACUAUUAUGGACGUACUUCAACACAAAAUUAUCCCCAGAUGACGCAAUACAGUUCUCUGCCUUAUCCCCAACCACCAUACACAUAUUCUACUACCGAAGGCUACGUUCCUGCUACAGAUCAGUCGCAAGUACCUCACAAUUCUAGUUCGUACAUUAAUACAUCACAAUCUAGCAUGCCCUAUCAUUCUCAACAGCCGCAAGGAUAUAAUCCACCACCGCAUGCCAACUACCCAGUACAACCUCAAGGAAAUCCCUACUCAAAAAGUUACAAUCAACCACCUUCACAUGUAUACAUGCAACCGCGUUAAUUUGGAAUAUAUGCAUUGCUUAUAUUAUUUGUAUUUUAAUGUUUUUCAUUGUGUAACUGCCGUUAAUCCAAACAUUUGAGUGUUUAGCAAAUAUUUUUCAAUAUACGUACCUAUACUAA
Molecule: messenger RNA, 1206 nt
Organism: Photinus pyralis (common eastern firefly)
Lineage: Eukaryota; Metazoa; Arthropoda; Insecta; Coleoptera; Lampyridae
Product: protein TFG-like
Exons: 5
Coding region: 113-1087 (324 amino acids)
Biological process (GO): COPII vesicle coat assembly; endoplasmic reticulum to Golgi vesicle-mediated transport
Cellular component (GO): endoplasmic reticulum exit site
Molecular function (GO): identical protein binding
Source: RefSeq, a predicted model, not a curated record